Molecule: messenger RNA, 1648 nt
Organism: Poeciliopsis prolifica (blackstripe livebearer)
Lineage: Eukaryota; Metazoa; Chordata; Actinopteri; Cyprinodontiformes; Poeciliidae
Gene: neu4
Product: sialidase 4
Exons: 4
Coding region: 238-1623 (461 amino acids)
Biological process (GO): oligosaccharide catabolic process; ganglioside catabolic process
Cellular component (GO): cytoplasm; membrane; lysosome
Molecular function (GO): exo-alpha-sialidase activity
Source: RefSeq, a predicted model, not a curated record
AUCUGAUGAGUGUUCAUUUCUGGGUCAGUGAGCAGCAUGCAGUGCUGCCUCUCUGAACAGCGAACAGAGAAGAGCAAACAUUGCUUUCAGACACAAACUAACUGCACACAAACCCAGCAACCCUUCCCUCCUGAGGCUGUGGGGCCCUCGGGUCUCGCGGGCGAUCUGUGUGCCCUCGCAGAGCUGCGGCGCUGGGAUUAUUUCUGACCAGUCGGAGAAAUCCACCUGAAAGUGAGCAUGAGAUCGCCGUACUUCCCGGCGAGGUCGGUGCUCUUCCACAAGGAGCCCAGCGGAGUGACAUACAGAGUCCCGGCUCUGCUGUACCUCAGCCGCUUCAGGGCAUUUCUGGCCUUCUGUGAGGAGAGGCUGACCCCGUCUGACUCUCAGGCUCACCUGCUCGUGAUGAGGAAAGGCACCUUCUACAGAAACUAUGUGGAGUGGAAGGACAUGUGUGUUCUGGGCACGGCCUUCCUGCCCGGUCACAGGUCCAUGAACCCCUGUCCGGUGUACGACGAGUUCACCGGAGUCCUCUUCCUGUUCUUCAUCGCCGUUCUUGGCCACACCUCGGAGUCCUACCAGCUUGUCACCGGGGACAACGUGACCAGACUCUGCUACAUCUCCAGCGCUGAUGGAGGCGACACCUGGAGCCCGGCCACAGACCUCACCGAGACCGUCAUAGGAGGCACUAUCAAAGACUGGGCCACCUUCGCUCUGGGCCCGGGUCACGGCAUCCAGCUGAAGUCGGGCCGCCUGCUGAUCCCCGCCUACGCCUACCACAUCGACUGCAGGGAGUGCUUCGGCCAGCUCUGCCUGACCACCCCGCGCGCCUUCUGCUUCCACAGCGACACCCACGGGAGGAGCUGGCGCUUCGGCGAGCCCAUCCCGGCGCCGGAGAGCGUGGAGUGCCAGAUGGUGUCCGUGGACGAAGAGGACGGCUCCAACGUGCUGUACUGUAACGCCCGCAGCCCUCUGGGCUACAGGGUGCAGGCCCUCAGCCUGGAUGACGGCGCCGUGUUCCAGGAGGGGCAGCUGGUGCAGAGCCUGGUGGAGCCCAGAAAUGGUUGCCACGGAAGCGUGGUUGGGUUCCCCGCUCCGUUACGUCCCUGCGAAGCUCACGGCGGCCGCAGGGCCCCCUGCAGACACUGGACGUCCUUAACGGGCCACGCCGACGGCACCCGUCCCGCUCCCCGACCGGACUUCCUGACCCCCACCUGGGUGGUGUACUCCCACCCGACGUGGACCACCGCGCGCAGAGAUCUGGGCCUGUUCCUCAGCCCGUUCCCACGCGACCCGGACAGCUGGCGUGGCCCCUGGGUGAUCUACGAGGGCCCCAGCGCGUACUCGGACCUGGCCUACCUGGACCUGUCGCCGUCGCCGGAAGAGCCUCCGGCCGCGGCCUUCGCCUGCCUGUUUGAGUGCGGCACCAAGACGGCCUACGACGAGAUCUGCUUCAGCGUCUUCAGCCUCUACGAGCUGAUCAACAACCUGCCCGGAGCCGCGCGCAGGGCAGAGCGCGACGUGGGCGGAGAACCGCAGCCUGGACGCGCUGCGGGGGCCCAUCUGGUGGCUCCUGUGAAGAAGAAGAGGAGGAGGAAGCUGAUGAAGAUGUGCUCUGUUUCUUAAAUAUUUAAGAAACGGAGCAACUACA